Brassica rapa (field mustard) is the source of this 753-nucleotide messenger RNA. Its product is annotated as glutathione S-transferase T3-like. Lineage: Eukaryota; Viridiplantae; Streptophyta; Magnoliopsida; Brassicales; Brassicaceae. The record is from RefSeq and is a predicted model, not a curated record.
AUGGAUUCUAAUCCAUAUAGACAAACAUCCAAAUUUGGUGAACUGCUUAACAGUCAACAAGAAACUGUAUUUAGUUUUUCACAAGAUAAUGUCUCACUAUCUUCAUCACAAGUCCCGGUUUUUGUCUUUCAAGCGACUGAAGAGACUCCUGCAGGGCGUAGGGAAAGGAGGAUUUGGACGACAGUAGAUGAUGUUGUGCUAAUCAGCUCGUGGUUAAACACAAGCAAAGAACCUAUUGUAGGGAACGAGCAAAGAUGUGGUACAUUCUGGAAAAGGAUUGCAGCUUACUUUGCUGCAAGUCCUAAGCUCUCAGACCGUGAACACAGAGAGGCAAGUCAUUGUAAGCAGUGCUGGCAGAAGAUCAACGACGUUGUCAACAAGUUUUGUGGGGCUUAUGAAGCCGCAAGUAGAGAGAAAAGCUCAGGUCAAAAUGAGAAUGAUGUUCUAGAAUGUGAUGACAGUGCACAAUCAUCAAGCUCUCACGCUAAUGAAACCACCAUUGCUGAGGAUGAUCAAGGAAGCAACCGACCACCGGGUGUUAAGGCAUCAAAGGGCCAUGGUAAGAAGAAGAUGGCAGAGGGGAAGACAUUGUCUGAGUUUCGGAGUAUGUGGAGCAUCAAGAAGGAGAAUUUGGCUAUGAAAGAAAAACUUUCUAAGAUGAAGCUACUUGACAGUUUAAUUGCAAAACAAGAACCCCUAGCUGAGUAUGAAGAAGCUCUAAAGAAGAAGCUCAUUAAUGAGUUGUUGGCCUAA